AUGUUUGAAGAUACAACAACAUUCCAGAACCCAGUUUUAGACAGCCCCGAUAUUGUUUUACGCCGUUUUCAGCGAUGCAUAGCUUUAGAGCAUCAACAAAAUAACGCAACAGAUUGGAAUCGUGAAUUAGCUCAUAAAGUAUCCAAUCUGCGAAAAAUUCUCCGUGAAAACAGGCAUGCUAUCGAUCGCCUUAAGUCUCGACAUCAAAAGCUGCUCAAUGAAGUGAGAACGCAGGAAGAUGAGCUUCAAAAACUGUGUGCCAAAAUAAAAUUCCUGAAUGAACGUCUAGAGAAUAUGCCUUGUGUUAAUGAAGAUGUGGUUAACUCCACCAAGGCAGUCGAUGCUGAAGUCAGUCGUUUAAGUGGACGCGUUGCCAUGUACCAGGAUACGUUUGGAUUGAGGAUAGUGCGAACCAAGGGUCAUCAAAAUAUCCAAAUAAUUUUUUCUAAUUGUUGUGAAGACGACCAUACUCUCUCCAGUUAUGUGGUGCUUCGACUCAAAUCGGAGGCGUCUAACUGCAAGGCCCAACUUGUGAAAUGCAAUCCUCCUAUUAAGGAUAUUGAAAAACUGGUGGAACAUUAUAACAAAUCUGACAAUACCCGCAGCUUCCUCCUUAUCCUGCGACAUCAGUUCGUCAAAUACUACAAACUUCGUAAGAAGGCUGAUAGCAAAAUGUCUUCAUAG
Molecule: messenger RNA, 684 nt
Organism: Rodentolepis nana
Lineage: Eukaryota; Metazoa; Platyhelminthes; Cestoda; Cyclophyllidea; Hymenolepididae
Source: the annotation of a GenBank genome assembly